Messenger RNA from Lycium ferocissimum, 921 nucleotides. RefSeq names its product photosystem I reaction center subunit II, chloroplastic. The record is from RefSeq and is a predicted model, not a curated record. Gene Ontology annotation, biological process: photosynthesis. Gene Ontology annotation, cellular component: photosystem I reaction center; photosystem I. Bases 16 to 798 code for a protein of 260 amino acids. The transcript has a single exon. NCBI's taxonomy places the organism in Eukaryota, Viridiplantae, Streptophyta, Magnoliopsida, Solanales, Solanaceae.
CUGACUUUGGUUAGAAUGCGUAUCAAAAUCAGACCUUCUAAUUGGUCUGUAUCUGAAUACCCCUUAUCCAAUAUCCUUAUCUCCACCACAAGAAAUGGGACUCUCUUCUCACCCACACUUUAUUCUGCACAAAUACUUGUCCAUCAUCCCCCAACAUUUCCAAAUCCAAAUUCUUCAAUGGCCAUGGCAACUCAAGCUUCCCUCUUCACUCCAGCUCUCUCUGCCCCAUGGAAACAAUCACUCGCCUCCUUCUCCCCUAAGCAACUCAAAUCCACUGUUGCAGUGACACGACCCAUCCGGGCCAUGGCCGAGGAAGCCGCGGCCGCACCUGCGGCCACGACUAAAGAAGAAAAGCCCGCUCCUGCGGGCUUUACCCCACCACAACUGGACCCAAACACGCCUUCCCCUAUCUUUGGUGGCAGCACUGGUGGGCUUCUCCGCAAAGCCCAAGUUGAGGAAUUCUAUGUCAUCACAUGGGAAUCCCCUAAAGAACAGAUAUUCGAGAUGCCAACUGGUGGUGCUGCUAUCAUGAGAGAAGGCCCAAACUUGCUUAAAUUGGCAAGGAAGGAACAGUGUUUAGCACUUGGUACUAGGUUGAGGUCUAAGUUCAAGAUUAACUACCAGUUUUACAGGGUGUUCCCUAAUGGUGAGGUGCAAUAUUUGCAUCCUAAAGAUGGUGUGUACCCUGAAAAAGUGAAUGCUGGUCGUCAAGGAGUGGGCCAGAACUUUAGAUCCAUUGGUAAGAAUGUCAGCCCAAUUGAAGUCAAGUUUACUGGCAAACAACCGUAUGACUUGUAAGGUGAUGAUGAAUGGUUAUUUUGUGCCCUUUUAUGUAAUUGUUAAUGAUUUUGUGAUUUUGUAAUUUUAAUUUGCCACUACAAAUACAAUGAUGGAUCCUAUUAAUUAUUUCUCUUGUGUUAA